Molecule: messenger RNA, 130 nt
Organism: Racocetra fulgida
Lineage: Eukaryota; Fungi; Glomeromycota; Glomeromycetes; Diversisporales; Gigasporaceae
Source: the annotation of a GenBank genome assembly
CACUAUGGUACUAACAUUAAUAAUAAUAAGGAGAAAAUUCAACGUAAAAAAAAAAAAUUAAAUGAUGAUGACUUAUCAUAUAUCGAGUCAGUAACAAUUAUUAGUGAAAGUAAAAAAAUAUCAGCAGAAA